Molecule: messenger RNA, 7599 nt
Organism: Gopherus flavomarginatus (Mexican gopher tortoise)
Lineage: Eukaryota; Metazoa; Chordata; Testudines; Testudinidae
Gene: PKD1L2
Product: polycystin 1 like 2
Exons: 43
Coding region: 1-7419 (2472 amino acids)
Biological process (GO): detection of mechanical stimulus
Cellular component (GO): membrane
Molecular function (GO): calcium ion binding; carbohydrate binding; calcium channel activity
Source: RefSeq, a predicted model, not a curated record
AUGUGGCUUCUAAUCACUGUUCUCGCCUCUCUUGUUCUCCAUUCGGUUGUGGAGGAAAUUGCUCUUGAGGAGGGAAUACCUUGUUCAAAGUACCAGGUGGCUUUCAACCUUUCGUGCUAUGAGUUUGUGAGACUCCCGCGCACUUUCACGAGCGCUCAGAGCUGGUGUGAGAGAGGAGGGGGGCACCUCGUUUUUAUUGAAAAUGAGGAAACUCAACAGUUCUUGCAGAACCAUAUCUCCGAGGACAGGGAGUGGUGGAUAGGACUGACCUCAAGUUCCCUUCUGAAUGAAACUACAGAAGGAUCAUUGAUUUGGUUGGACACUUCAAAUAUAAGCUACAGCAACUGGCAUGAGGAUCAGCCAUCUCUCUUAGCCAAUUGUGGUUAUAUCCUGAAGAACUCUGGCUAUAAAUGGGGCAUGACAGAAAACUGCAGUCAGGAGUUUGACUUCAUUUGUGAAUUUGAAUCUGGCCAGAGCAUUGCUUGUGAUAACUUCAAUGCCACCAUGCAAUGUGGAUCAGGAGAAGUCAUUCAGAUUGGUGAUAGUUUCUAUGGGCGGAAGACCCCUCACUACUGUGUAUUGGAGACUCCCUUCCAGCUUGAUAUGGAAGAGGAUUGUAGCUGGACCAGUGUCAAGGAUGAAGUAGCAGGGCAGUGUCACGGACUCCAGGCAUGCCAGGUGGCAUCAGAUGGGACCUUCUUUGGAGAUCCUUGUCCUACAUUGGGGAGCUACUUGUCUGUUCAAUAUCACUGCAUGGAAGGUUUGCAACUGGUCGUGACUGAAACAUGCUUUAUCUUUGAAAAUAUUACAGUUUCUCUGAAAUGGCUACUCUCUCCCUAUUCUGGCAACCUCUCCUGUAUCAUUAGCACUGGAGAUGGACACACUAUUGAUCCCUAUUACCCUCUAACCUUGUCCAGCAAUGUGACACACCAGUAUACUUCUCCUGGAGAGUUUACUGUCUUUGUGGAAUGCACAACCAGUGAAUGGCACGUUACAGCACAAAAACUGGUGACGGUUCAGGAUAAGAUGGAUCAGCUCAGCAUUACUGGGUGCUACAGCAAGUACGAAUCAGGAAACAGUUCUCACUGCAGGACCCUGUAUGGGGAGAAGUUAUGGAUCCAAGUUGAACUCAAUGGAGGUACUGGAGUGACCUAUACUGUAACAGCUGACAAUACAACUCUGAUUGAAUCCAGCGCAAAGGAAGGAAUUGUCCCUCACAAUCUGACGCUUGAUGGUACCUCUCAGCAGCUGAUUGGCCCAGGGGCACAUCAACUGGAAAUUCUGGCGACCAGCAACACGACGACAUCCGAGAUUUCUGAAACCAUUGCUGUUCAUUUAGUUGAACCUAUAACUGGUCUUCAGGCUGCAUUAGCCUCCCACACACUGGAAAUGGGAAAAGACCUGGAGAUAAAUGUCUCUGUGGCUCAUGGUGUACCAGAUAAGCUGAAGUUUGAGAUGGUCGGGUCUAAUGAAACUUACUCUCAUCAGAAAGACAGCCCUAAAGGAAAAUCUAGAAUAUACAGUAUUCCUGUUCAUACUGAAGGUACGUUUGUCGUCAAGGUGCUAGCUAUGAAUGCCUUCUCGAACAUGAGUCUGGAGAUUGGGAGCAUCACCGUAUUGGCCAACAAUUCUCUUAAAGAAGAUUCGUCUCAGAACAGAGGCAAAUCCAAAGCAAACAUCCGAAAGACAAAUGAUGACAAAAGGAAAAAUAAAAUAUACAUUAAACCUAGUCGCCAUGUGGAUCCGUUCACCACAGUUACCCUUGACUGGCCAGAUGACAAUGAUAAUUCUACCUUCACCUGGGAAUGCGGGGCUUGCUGGCCUGGGUGGCAGGAAUGUGUGCAGCAUCAAGUAAUUCCAACUGACCAGAGCAUGGCACAGAUCCCACCUGCCUGCCUGCCCCCGCCAAACUCAGCAGUGACCCUGCAGGUGAUAGUCAGAAGCCCUGGAAAAGAAGAGAAGCAGGACGAGCAAUGUCUGUAUGUGACUGCCAGACAAGAACUGUGCCCAAAAAUCAGGUGUGAGACAAACUGCAAGCUAGUGAAUGUCACUGCAGAAGUUGUUUUGAGAGCCACCAUGCAGGAAGGCUCCCAGGCUGUACAGUAUAACUGGUAUUUAGAUAACACAUUCCAGUCAAAGCCUCCCUCCCUCCCUUCAGUCUGCAGUCUGAAGGGUUUCCGACAGAGCUCCUUGACUUUGCUUCAGAGCAACACAUCUACACUGGUAUUGAACAGCUCCUUUCUGCAGGCACACGGAGAAGCAUUUCGAAUUAAAUUAACAGCAAUGACUCGGCAUGAAUAUGGCGAUGAAACCUACAUUGUCAGCAUGGUGCCCUCACCAGUGGUCCCAGUCUGUGCUAUAUCUCCCAACGAGGGAUCGGUGCUCACCAGUUUCACAAUCUCCUGCAGUACUGCCUGCUCCAAGGACUCCUGCCCCCCUGCACACAGCAGACUGCUCACGUACUGCUUCUACCUGAAAUCAGGCUCCCUCCUGAACUGUGGCCCACAUCCUGAACUCCUGUCGGUUUAUCUUCCCCUUGGAGAAGAGGAAAAUAACUUUGUUUUACAUGUUACAAUUACUGUCAGCAAUAACUUUGGUGACACAGUUCAGACUGAUGCUACUGUCAAGGUUCGACGUGAAGAUAUGAACACUGGGAACCAGACCCUGCAGGCCACUCUAGCUGAGAAAGCAAAUGCCAUCUUAAAAGAAGGAAACAACAGCAUGUCCCUGUUCCAGCUGUAUAAGUCAAUGUCGUCAGUCCUUAAUCAGGAGAGCCAGGGAGAAGCCUUUAAUACAUCUCUGCAGACUGACACCCGAAGGGAGCUGAGAGAGCUGAUGCUGACAACUCUGUCUGCUGUUAAUGUAACAUCAAUACAGACUGCUCUUAAGAUGUCAGAGGUACUGAAAGAAACCACUUACAGGAGUGAAGAGCUCUCUUCCUCAGCACAGGUGGAAGCCAGUAACUCUCUCAAAGAUGUCAGUGAGUUCUUACUCACUGUAAGCACAGAGGACAGUGAGGAUUACCAGAAGCGAAAGGACGCAGCUGGCUACCUGUUCAACGCAGUGAGCAAUGUACUCACAGCUUCCAUACAAAAUGGGACAGAGGAUGCUUCAUCAUCAGAGGUUGGACAGAGUUUGGUCUCACACCAGCUGUUGGAUACAGUUGAAAACCUGCAAAGCACACUCCUGAUUGGGAAACUGCCAGAUGAUGAACCAAUGGUAUUGGUCGCUCCCUCUGUCGCAAUGUACAUAAACAGGUUACAAACAGACAGCAUAGAUGGCACAUCCAUUAACAUCUCUGAUUCCAGCUCAGCCAGCUUUAUUCUCCCCUCUGCCUCCUCUCUCAGUGUCUCAGGAGACAGUGACGAGACUGUGGAUAUAAGGAUGGUGAGCUUUGCAGUGAAUCCCUUUUCCUUAAGUGACACCAGUUUUGAGAUCAGUGGAACCGUGGGAGGCCUAAGUCUUACCAGCGUUGAUGGAUUGGUCAUACCAGUUAAUGAACUUACUGAAAACAUUGAGAUAAUGCUGCCAAGAUUUUCAGCACCUCAGGAAAACAGGAGCCUAUUGAAUUUGGGCAAUAUUAGUGCUCUCCAAGUCAAUGUCACCUCAGAAAAUACAUCUCUAGUGAUCCACCUGGAAACUGAACAGGAUAUUCCACUAAUACUGUACUUGGGAUAUGGCUACCACCCAAAUAAGACUAACUAUGAUAUGAAAGCUCAUCUGCCCCUUAAGAAAAACACUGGAGAUAAGUCAAACACAUGGGUUCUUAGCCCAGAAGAACUCAUUUUUGGAGAAGGGACUUACUAUCUCAUGAUGGAACAAGACAUGGAAAUGGAUUCUACAACCAACAGUGAUCUAACCAUAGCUGUCACUUCCUUUGUAUCCCAGUGCGUGUUCUGGGAUGAGCUUCAGGGCAACUGGAAUAGCUACGGGUGCCAUGUAGGUCCAAAAACAAACCCCAGCAGCACCCAGUGUCUCUGCAACCACCUGACCUUCUUUGGGAGCACCUUCUUUGUCACGCCCAACACCAUUGAUGUCAGCAAAACAGCGGAGCUUUUUGGCACAUUUGUGGACAACCCCGUGGUAGUGACAACUGUGGGCUGUAUCUUUCUUGUGUAUGUGCUGGUGGCUAUUUGGGCUAGAAGGAAAGACAUUCAGGAUGAUGCCAAAGUGAAGAUCACAGUGUUGGAGGAUAAUGACCCCUUUGCUCAGUAUCGUUAUCUUGUGACAGUUUUUACAGGGCACCGUCGAGGGGCAGCCACAACCUCCAAGGUGACUCUCACCCUUUACGGCCUCGAAGGAGAGAGUGAACCGCACCACCUGACUGAUCCUGACACACUAGUCUUUGAGCGUGGAGGAGUGGAUAUUUUCCUGCUCUGUACCCUGUUUCCUCUUGGGGAACUGCAAAGUAUCCGAUUGUGGCAUGAUAAUUCAGGAGACAGCCCAUCCUGGUAUGUGAAUCGUGUGCUGGUCCAUGACCUGGCUCAGGAUCAAAAAUGGUAUUUCCUCUGUAACUCUUGGCUGGCCAUUGAUGUUGGAGAGUGUGUCCUAGACAAAGUGUUCCCAGUUGCUACUGAGCAGGACAUGAAGCAGUUCAGUAACCUGUUUUUCAUGAAGACUUCCAAGGGUUUCCAGGACGGGCACAUCUGGUAUUCAAUUUUCAACCGCUCCCCACGAAGCACCUUCACGCGAGCCCAGAGAGUAUCAUGCUGCUUCUCCUUGCUGCUCUGCACCAUGCUGACCAGCAUCAUGUUCUGGGGGGUGCCGAAGGACCCAGCUGAGCAGAAAAUGGACUUAGGUAAGAUCGAGUUCACGUGGCAGGAGGUGAUGAUCGGCUUCGAGAGCUCCCUCCUCAUGUUCCCCAUCAACCUGCUCAUCGUGCAGAUCUUCAGGAACAUCCGACCCCGGGUGACUAAGGAGCAGGAGAAGAAACCAGGGAAGAGUGGCCGAGUGUCUCCAAACCUGCCACCUCCCCCUCAGGCAAUCCAGAGCGUCACACUCACCCCUGAGGCUGAUAUUAGGAGAAUUGCCAAUUCACUGUUUAAGACCCUGAAGACUCCGCUACCAUCCUCAGAAACAGACCUUGGAAGAUCUACUGACAUCAACACACUGUUGGCUUUGGUUGAGGACAUCAUCUGCCAGCAGAACAGAGCUGGGCAAGAGUUUUAUGAUGAGAGUAAAAAGAAGGAUGAUUCUAUUAUCAUCACACUAGGGUCUGUAGAUAUACAAGAAAAAACAAGAAGCCCAACUCCAGAGAAAGGAAUGGGUGAAAGGCUGAAACACAGUGACUACAACCGCUACUUGUACAUGCAACUCCAGCACGUAGAGAUGGAGUUGGAAUUACUGGGACCUCACAAAUUCCAGAAGGCUCAGAGUUACAUCCAAGCUGUUAGGCAGGUCCAGCACAUGAAAGGCCUCCUGGAAAGACACCUCUGCUCUUCAGGAUCUAUCAGUGAGAGUUUCUCUGGGGAUGGCAAGAAAGGUUCCUCUUUCAAAGGCUUGCCCUGGUGGUUUGUUUUCAUUGGCUGGUUCCUCAUAGCUGCCACCAGUGGUGUGUCCGGAUUCUUCACCAUGCUUUACGGGCUACAUUAUGGGAAAGAUAACUCCAUCAAGUGGCUGAUUUCCAUGGCCAUCUCCUUCUUUGAAAGUCUCUUCAUCACACAGCCCUUAAAAGUGUUGGGAUUUGCUGCUUUCUUUGCUUUGGUUCUGAAGAAAGUGGAGCACGAAGACGAGGAAAACACUGAUGUUGAUGGGUCUCUGUCUGCACCAGGCAACUCAAACCCUUUAUUUGGAGCUCGAAGGGAUAGCAGAAGCAACAUCUAUCAGCCACCCCCUGCCACAGACAUUCAGAGAAUGAAGAACAAUCACAUCAAGGAGCAGAAAGCCUUUGCCUUAAUCAGAGAAAUACUGGCCUACUUGGGAUUUUUAUGGAUGCUACUGUUGGUUGCCUAUGGACAAAGAGAUCCCAAUUCCUACUACCUGAACAAGCACAUUGAAAGCAGCUUUACGGAUGGGUUUCGGGAUAUCUACUCUUAUCAGGACUUCUUCACAUGGGCAAGAACUACCUUAGUCAACAAGUUAUAUGGCUCAUAUCAAGGCUUCAUUACAGAUGGCAACUCCAAGUUGGUAGGCAGUGCCCGAAUUCGUCAAGUGAGAGUGAAGGGGAACACCUGCCCGAUAGCUCCCAAACUGCAAGGCUCGGUCCAAGAAUGUCAUGCUUCGUAUUCUCCCCAAGCAGAAGACACGUCAGACUAUGGGGAACACUGGAAUAUCUCAGCCUUCGAUAACUCCUCUGACUUGAGUUCUGCAUGGCAAUAUCAGAGCCAGUCCAAACUUAGAGGGCAUCCAGUGUGGGGCAAACUUGCCAUCUAUAGGGGAGGAGGAUAUGUGGUUCACUUAGGAACUGAUCCAAAGAAUGCAACCAGAAUUCUCCAAUAUCUCUUCAACAACGUCUGGCUGGACACCUUCACAAGAGCAGUGUUUGUUGAAUUUACAGUCUACAAUGCCAAUGUGAACCUGUUCUGUAUUGUAAGCCUGAUGUUUGAAACAAAUGCAUUAGGGGCCUUCUUCACGCAUGCAGAACUGCAGAGCAUCCGGCUCUACCCCUACACAGAUGGUCUGCACAUCUUUGUUGUUGCAGCAGAAGUGAUUUAUUUCCUAUUUAUCAUCUACUAUAUGGUAGCACAGGGAAAGCUCAUGAGGGCUCUGAAAUGGAGGUAUUUCCACAGCAAGUGGAACCUGCUAGAGCUGGCCAUUAUACUGAUUAGCUGGAGCACCCUAUCAGUAUUUGUGAAGAGGACAAUCCUGGGGGCACGUGAUAUCAGCUACUACCAGCUUCACAAGGAUGAGUGUGUAAGUUUCAAUGAAACAGCAACAGCUGAUGCAGCUCUUGGCUACUUAAUUGCUUUCCUGGUGCUUCUCUCUACUGUGAAAUUGUGGCAUCUCCUGAGGCUCAACCCUAAACUAAACAUGAUCACCUCCACCUUGAGGAGGGCUUGGGGUGACAUCUCUGGAUUCAUCACUGUUAUUUUAAUCAUGUUCCUGGCCUAUUCCAUUGCUACAAAUUUGAUAUUUGGCUGGAAGCUGCACUCCUACAAAACCCUCUUUGAUUCAGCAGAGACAAUGGUCAGCCUUCAGCUGGGAAUCUUCAACUAUGAGGAGGUCUUGGACUAUAAUCCAAUUUUGGGCUCCUUCUUAAUAGGAUCCUGUAUCAUUUUCAUGACAUUUGUGGUGCUCAAUCUGUUCAUUUCAGUGAUUCUGGUUGCUUUUAGUGAGGAACAGAAACAUUAUCAGGCUUCAGAAGAAGAAGAGAUUGUUGAUCUAAUGCUGAUGAAAAUUUUCAGUUUCCUUGGGAUUAAAUGCAAAAAGGAAGAGAAGCCGACCAAUGUUGACCAACUGAAAGAAGCUGCUAGCACUUGACAACCAUAAUGACCAAUUGCUUUCUGUAAAGUCUUUCCCUUUAUCCAUUUUAAACUACAGCUACUGUGGAUGGACUUAGAUAUUAUGGCUCCUAUGUGUAAAGUGGUGUUGUCUGCAGAGCUGUGACAUAAACAGGAAUAUGUUCAAUAAUAAAAUCGUGUGUUGUAUGAUGUUAUGGGA